AUGGCAACCAACAUCACAUGGCACCCCUCCCUCUCUCGCGCCGAGCGCAACGGAUUCCGCAAGCAAAAGGGCUUCACAAUUUGGUUUACUGGCCUCUCUGCGUCUGGCAAGUCGACCAUUGCAACUGCGCUCGAGCAGCACCUUCUGCACCUGGGCUACGCUGCAUACCGCCUCGACGGCGACAAUGUGCGCUUCGGCCUGAACAAGGACCUGGGCUUCACAGAGAAGGAUAGAAACGAGAACAUCAGACGGAUAGCAGAGGUCGCCAAACUCUUCGCGGAUAGCUCCACAAUCGCAAUCACCUCCUUCAUCUCGCCCUACAAAAAAGACCGCGCCACCGCUCGCGAACUCCACGCCAUCACUACCGGCGAUGAUGAGCCCCUCGCCUUUGUAGAAGUAUUUGUCGACCUCCCGCUCGAGGUUGCAGAGGCGCGCGACCCCAAGGGCCUAUACAAGAAGGCGAGGGAAGGCAAGAUCCCAGAGUUCACAGGCAUCAGCGCACCGUACGAGGCGCCCGAGAAUGCGGAGAUUCACAUUAGGAGUGAUCAGAAGAGCGUGGAGGAUAGUGUCAAGGAGAUUACUGAAUAUCUGCAGAGUAAGGGGCUUUUGGAGCAGCUGAAGUAG
Plenodomus lingam JN3 is the source of this 624-nucleotide messenger RNA. RefSeq lists its product as uncharacterized. Gene Ontology annotation, biological process: sulfate assimilation. Gene Ontology annotation, molecular function: ATP binding; adenylylsulfate kinase activity. The record is from RefSeq and is a predicted model, not a curated record. Lineage: Eukaryota; Fungi; Ascomycota; Dothideomycetes; Pleosporales; Leptosphaeriaceae.